GUGGUAUCGUCGCCAUACAAAUUCGACAUGGCGGGAGCCGCUGGCCCAUAACCAUCCUCAGCCCACGCCGCCAUGAAAUGGCCACCAUGGUCUUCCAAAUCCCAAGACGAUCGCGAUGAUAGUGAGCGUUCUGUUUCUUGGACCAACUCCCUCAAUGUUACAGAUUGGUCGCACUACACCGAUCCGCGGACAAUCGUCCCUACGAUUCUGCUAACGGGGACGACUCUCUUCUUUGUCCGUAUCUAUCGAUCGUAUCUGCGUCGCAUUCCAGCAGCCUCAAGCAUUCAUCCAGAUUUCUUUCGUCGACGAAGUCUAUUUGGGCAGGUCACAAGUGUCGGCGAUGGCGAUAAUUUCCGUCUCUUCCAUACACCUGGAGGACGGCUUGCGGGAUGGGGUUGGAUGCCCGGUCGGCGAGUGCCCGUGAAGAAGGAAGAAUUGAAAGGAAAGACGAUCCACAUUCGGCUGGCCGGUGUGGACGCCCCCGAGCUUUCGCAUUUUGGCAAGCCAGCUCAGCCUUUUUCCAAGCAAGCUUUAGACUGGCUCACAUCGUACAUAUCGAACCGCCGCGUGCGAGCCUAUAUCUACAAGCGCGACCAAUAUGACCGUGUUGUUUCUACAGUUUAUGUACGACGAUGGCUCUUACGCAGAGAUGUCGGCUUGGAGAUGCUAAAGAGAGGGCUUGCUACUGUAUAUGAGGCAAAAAGUGGAGCAGAGUUUGGGAAGCUCGAAGCUAAAUAUCGCAACGCAGAAUGGUGGGCGAAGAAAAGGAGGAAGGGCAUGUGGUCGGCCAAAAAGGCAGAUUUUGAGAGCCCACGAGAAUUCAAGACCAGAAUGUCCAUGCUGGAGGAUGUAAAAGAUCCUAAGUCUUGACAUCCACUCCUUUUGCUUGUUCCGUCAAGGCUUCUCGGUAGUAAUUGAGUUAUGCAUCGUUUUACAAUUGGGCGAACCAGCGAUGCAAUGUUGAUGCGAGCAUGAUAUAUAUACAUUUACAUAUGUGACGGCAAACAAGACAAAUGAUUCUACACUUAUAAUGGAUC
Xylona heveae TC161 is the source of this 1037-nucleotide messenger RNA. Its product is annotated as SNase-domain-containing protein. The record is from RefSeq and is a predicted model, not a curated record. Gene Ontology annotation, cellular component: mitochondrion; cytoplasm. Bases 73 to 870 code for a protein of 265 amino acids. Lineage: Eukaryota; Fungi; Ascomycota; Xylonomycetes; Xylonales; Xylonaceae. The transcript has 2 exons.